UGCUGAGCUGUUGACAGUGUUAACUUGACAAAUAAUCCUGAAACCUUGAAACUGAAACUUAGAUUGUAGUGUCUGUAACGAAGUGGCUGUGAUUAUGUAUUUCUUUCUUAUUUUCUUGUGGUAAGGUGCCUGUAUACAUAAAGUUUUUCCCCUAUCCUGCAUGUUUUUGCUUUACUUUACACUACAAAGCCCAAACACAUGUUACUAAACAAGAAUGCAGGAACAAAUCUGUAUGAUUAAACUUAUUACAUCUUACAAAAACAGCAGUCCAACUCUGAAAUGACGUUGUACGACUUACAGCAGCUGAUUGGAUAGACUUAGAUUAAAGUUUAUAAUGAAAUCAGUGGUGAAGACUUGGCUUCCUUCCUCUUGGCAGAAGGCUUAUUAUGUGUAAACACAAUGAACCCAGCUCAUCAUGUAUGUUCAUACAGCUCACACCGUGUGUAUUUUAGUAUGUGCACCAUGCAAGGUGAUGUUCACACAUUCACUUUCUCCGCCUGCAGAUCCCUGAUGUGUUCUCGUCCCUUCCUCCUUCCUCCUUCCUGUUAAGGGGUCACGUCUCCUGAUUGUUUAAUCCCAUCACGGGGGAUUGGUGACAUCAAGGGUCCAAUCCUGUGCCAACCUCUGCCGAAAGCCCAGCAACAGGGGAGGGGAUCAGCCGGGAUGAAGAGCAGUGGGACGGCGAGGAUCAGUCAGUGUGAAGACGCGACCGGACAAGAAGGAAGGCUCUUAGGAACGAACACUUUUUUUCUGAUUGUUGGGGAUCCUGUCAUUCAGCAGACAGGAUGGCUCGGGAUAUGACAGAUAAGGAAAUCCUGAAAAUGGAGCUGGCACAGUUGAAGAAGGAAGUUGACACACCUAGGACACCAGUGGGUGCAAACUGUGCAGAAACAGUUGCUUUUGUGGAAGAACUGUCACCCAACGACCCGCUGAUCAAGGGCGUCUCGGAUGAAAAGAACCCCUACAAGGGAGACAAGGGAGGCUGUAUAAUAACAUAGCACACGUACGUCCAGGGGAAAAGUCGUGAUGUUUUUUAUGAGAGCCGGUCACAUUUCUGUAAUGUUCCUGUAGCGUUCUCGUGGAUAAAACAUGUACAGUAGUGAGAAAACUAAGAUCUGUACCUGGAUCACUGUAUGUACCUGUUGAUAUGAACAUGUUUGUAAUUAAAUUCAAAUAGCUGUACAAAGCUUUGACCUGA
Messenger RNA from Larimichthys crocea (large yellow croaker), 1198 nucleotides. It is a transcript of the gene gngt2b, whose product is annotated as guanine nucleotide binding protein (G protein), gamma transducing activity polypeptide 2b. The transcript is spliced from 3 exons. The coding region runs from base 786 to 998 and encodes 70 amino acids. The record is from RefSeq and is a predicted model, not a curated record. Gene Ontology annotation, cellular component: heterotrimeric G-protein complex. Gene Ontology annotation, biological process: G protein-coupled receptor signaling pathway. Gene Ontology annotation, molecular function: G-protein beta-subunit binding. Lineage: Eukaryota; Metazoa; Chordata; Actinopteri; Sciaenidae.